GUGUGCAGGCAGGCUUAGACUGCAGCUCAGAACAGGACUGAAUACAAGAGAAGCUGGAAGGAGAGUCUGCAUGGCCCGUCAGCAACGCACAGGAGCUACCAUAGCUGGUGCCAGUGAGGAUUUAGAUCCUGAAGCCAUUUCCCAUGUACCCCAAGAGAAGCUGAAGAAACUAAAGGCUGCAUUAGAAAAAGGAGACCUCACUGCAGCAGCAAAAAAUGCCCAAGAGAUGCUAGAUGAUGCAGAAAAAAUUAGUCUCCAUAUUGCCAUCACAGGGGUCACAGGCUCUGGCAAAUCAUCCUUUCUCAAUGCCAUGCGUGGCCUGGAUGAUGGAGAUGAGGGUGCAGCUGACAUAGGAGUGUUGGAAACAACAUCUAAGCCUGCUCCUUUCCCACACCCCCAGGACCCCAACAUCACCUUCUGGGACCUGCCAGGGAUUGGGACGCCAGCAUUUCCAGAGGACACCUACCUCCAACAAGUAGAGUUUGGCCGCUACGAUUUCUUCAUCAUCAUCUCUUCCACGCGGUUCACAGACAAGGACAUCAAACUGGCCCUUGAGAUCCAGAGCCUGGGGAAGUCCUUUUACUUUGUGCGCUCCAAGGUGGAUCAGGAUUUGGACAACGAGCGAAGACUGUACAAUGAGUCAGGAUUCCUGAAGAAACCUUCUGCUUCACGCUGACUUCACUACAGCGAGGCCGCAAUCCUGGAUAGCAUCCGAGAAAACAGCAUCUGCAACCUGAGGACGGGAGGGGUGGAGUCCCCACGGGUUUUCCUUGUCUCGAGGUGGCACUUUGACAAGUACGAUUCUCCCCAGCUGCAGGACACUCUUGUGGACGAGCUCCCCAGUCACAAGCGUCUCACUUUUCUCCGCUCCCUGCCCAACAUCUCUAAAGAGACUUUGAAGAAGAAAAAGAAACGCUUGAUGACACAGAUAUGGCUCAAAAGCUUAGCUUCAUUAGGAGCUUCUGCUGUUCCUGUGCCAGGCCUUUCUACUGUUUGCGAUGUAGCUAUUCUGGUGACGUCCCUGAAACAGUACUGCCAGGACUUUGGCCUGGACAAAGAGUCCCUUGCCAAGCUUGCUAGGCACACGAACAAGUCCUUCAAAGAGCUGAGAGCUGUGAUAAAAUCUCCCCUGGCCGAUGAAAUCACAAAAGAUCUCGUCAUUAAGCUCCUGUUGAAGACGGUAGGUGGGGCAGUGCAAUACCCUCUGUUGUUCCUGAAGGCCAUCCCCGUGGCGGGCACUGUGAUUGGUUCAGCGGUGUCAGCUGCCAUUUCUUUUCCUACCACGUACUUCAUGUUGCGGGGGUUCCUGGAGGAUGUUGCUGAUGAUGCCAUACACGUGCUGGAAAAAGCUUUGGAGAGGGAAUCAUCUAAAUCAGAUGAGCCCCAGCAAUAAGUCAGCACUGGCUCUGCGAGAGGGAUGCACGAAGUGGGAACCCAUUGGUGCUGUCUUCCUUGUUGCCCUGUUCCUGGGAAAGCAGCCUAAAGCUAGCCACAUGCUUAGGAAAUGCCCAGAAAACACCUUCCCUACAAGCCUGCAACUCCCCGGGCACCUUGAGCCCAGUGCCCACGUUCUGUCUUCUCAUAGACAAUGAUGGUUGGAAGGGAGCUCAGGAGGUCACAUCUAGUCCAACCCCUGCUCCAAGCAGGACCAGCCCCACCUACAUCAUCCCAGCCAGGGCUUUG
Alligator sinensis (Chinese alligator) is the source of this 1683-nucleotide messenger RNA. Its product is annotated as interferon-inducible GTPase 5-like. Gene Ontology annotation, cellular component: membrane. Lineage: Eukaryota; Metazoa; Chordata; Crocodylia; Alligatoridae. The record is from RefSeq and is a predicted model, not a curated record. The transcript has 2 exons. Gene Ontology annotation, molecular function: GTP binding; GTPase activity. Bases 71 to 676 code for a protein of 201 amino acids.